Molecule: messenger RNA, 4365 nt
Organism: Xyrauchen texanus (razorback sucker)
Lineage: Eukaryota; Metazoa; Chordata; Actinopteri; Cypriniformes; Catostomidae
Gene: mlec
Product: malectin
Exons: 6
Coding region: 398-1255 (285 amino acids)
Cellular component (GO): membrane
Molecular function (GO): carbohydrate binding
Source: RefSeq, a predicted model, not a curated record
UGCUGUGCUGACGGCACACAUACCCACACAUUACUGCCGCGGCCCUCUGUGGUCAGAAACUACUGUGAUUUCAUGCGCUAAAAAUAUCGAAGCGUCUCCAUUGAUCAAUACACGCGCAGAAUUAGCAUUGCGAACUAUCAUCUAUUAAAUUUAAAAUUAAAGGGGAUAUUGCUUGAGCCGCACACAGGGGUGCAGAUGUAAGGGAAUAUACCUGCAGACAACAGCUGCCACACUGAUGACAGAGAAAAGGGGGAAGUCAGUUAGCUAACCACCCAAAGCUAAACUACCACUAUCAGGCGGGUAAAUGUGCGUCGAUUUGGACGGUUCAACCUCAACGUCAAGCAUCUGAACGGAGCCGGCCGUCCACUACAGGGAGUAUUUCGGAGACAGCACAACUAUGAGGAGGGUGACCGUGCGCUGUGUUGCCCAGCUCUUCCUCGCGGCGGUGUGGCUGCUGGUGGAAGAGUGUCGGGCUGAGAGCGGGGCCCCGAGUUUGUCUGAGCGAGUCAUCUGGGCUGUAAAUGCCGGCGGGGACGCGCACACAGACGUGCACGGCAUUCAUUAUAAAAAAGAUCCACUGGAAGGAAAACUGGGAAAAGCAUCAGACUAUGGUGUUCGGCUGCCUAUACUGCGCUCCAGUCCAGAGGAUCACAUUCUCUACCAGACGGAACGCUACAACGAGGAUACAUUUGGAUAUGAAGUACCCAUCAGGGAAGAGGGAGACUACAUACUGGUCAUGAAAUAUGCUGAGGUUUACUUCGCUCAGUCUCAACAAAAGGUAUUUGAUGUGCGUUUGAAUGGCCAUGUUGUGGUGAAAGAUCUGGAUAUCUUUGACCGUGUGGGUCACAGCACAGCUCAUGAUGAAAUAGUGCCAUUUUCAAUAAAAAGAGGAAAACUGAGUGUGCAUGGAGAAGUUUCCACCUUUAAUGGGAAACUCAUGGUAGAGUUUGUAAAGGGUUACUAUGACAACCCCAAGGUUUGUGCACUGUAUGUGAUGAAGGGCAAGCUAGAAGAUGUGCCUAAACUACAGCCACAUCCUGGGCUGGAGAAGAGAGAGGAGGAGGAGGAGGAAGAAGAUGAGGUUGAGGCUGGAGAAGGUGAAAAGAAGAGUGCCUCCACCGCUUCCAAGAAUCCUGUUCGGUCUGGUCCACGCACCCCCAACCCAUACGCUACUGAUAACAGCAGCCUGAUGUUCCCUAUACUAGUGGCAUUCGGGGUCUUCAUCCCCACCCUCUUCUGCCUCUGCCGUCUAUGAAAGGAAACCAAGUGAACGAGAGGGGGAGAGGAAAAGCGAUUGACAUCAGGCUGUGAAGGGGGUGGGGGGAGGGACGCACAACCGCGGGGACAGGCAGUUAUACAGAUUGAAGUUGUAACAGAUAGAGAGAAAACAAAAGAUGAUUGACGAACUCAGCAUGCAGAAAUGUGGAGUUUUGAGAGGUUGCUCCUCAUUGAAAAAGGUGACCCAGAAAAUACGAGGUUGUGAUCAUUUUUGUGUGUGUGUGUGUGUGUGUGUGUGUGUUUGUACACAUAUAAUAUCAGUUUUAGUUUGAGGAGAUCCAAGAGGUAUUGAAUAAAUGCACACCUACACUCAUGUGAGGCAGGACAAACCACUUUGCAAACCUGGUUCGUCGGGCUUGCAAGAGAUAAUAGGAAGAUUUUGGGCACUCCUAGAUCACCUAUCAUAAUUCAUAGAAAAUUAUUGGCUAGGAGUAUUUUCUGGUCACCUAUAGCAUUGAUCUGCUGUUCAUUGGCUUCCAGUGGGAGGCAGAAAUAGUAUAAGAAACUUCUGAAGCCCUUAUUGAGACAACCCUCAGUGGCAGGUAAUCUGGAGAUAUGUUAAACACUCAAAGCUUUAUUUCUCCAGCUUCUUUCAUUGUCUUCAUGAUUUAAAGAAGCAUCAAAAACUGUUAAUUACCUUAUUUCCCAUUCUUCAAUUACAUAUUUGCAUAUCAAUACAUUUUAAUCUCCAGCUGUAAAUUAUUAUUUUUCCCAUUCACAAGGACAAUUUGGUCUUAAAAUUACUACAUAUCUUCUGCAUUAAAUAAUACAUGCAAUUUUCUGCUGAAGUUGGGCAUAGUUGUUCCCCUUUAAUUAUAAACAUAAAGAGGGUCUUUCAUAAACUGGCAUUUGGGUCCCAGACAUUAAGACUGUAUUGGGCAGAAGUGCUAUUUUAAGUUUUAAAUGCCCAUAUUUCUCCACUCAUAUAGGUACAUGAUGUGUCUUGGAAAGCAUUUCAUUUGAUUGGUCAAUGUGCAUUAUUGUCUAAAUUAACAUUGCAUGGACUUUUGUCACUACCAUGUUUUCUUUUUGGCACCAUCACUGAGUUUUCCUCCAGGCCCUUUUUUUUAACCACACCACCAAAUAAACUUUUUGAUUUGUGCAUUUACACAAUACCAUCAGCUGUAGUGGAAGAAUGAAAAGUGUUUCCUGAUAAUGCUAUGAUUGAGAAAUGUCGCCAGUGGUUGAUUGCGUCCAAUGAUGCAUAGUUCAACAGAAGCAUGAAUUUUGUAUUCAAAGUGGCUUAAUUUUACUGCUGUCUUUUUAGCUCGCACUCCUUUGUGAUUUAAUGAUAAUUGCGACUGUUGAGUGGUGGCCGAAAGUGAACUUUAACCAAAUCUGGGAACAUUUGCAUUCCACCUCAUCAAUUUAAUUUCUUUGAAAAAUGCAUUAUCUCAGCAUGUUUUGUGACUAGUAUAUGUUAUGUCUUUUUGUCUAUACGAUCAUGGCUGUAUGUCAUUUUUCACCCAUGUAUUUCUAAACUGCAAUUUUGUGCAUUUUGUUUUGGUCAUAAGCUUGCCUUAAAAUGUAAUUUGUGUGCUACCAAGAGACCACCUCUCACAAUGCUGAAACCAUCUGACUCUUUCAAUAAUGACACAAUCAUGCCACUGUACUGUUUGUCUGUGUCCCGUGUGUGAGUGCUUGACCCUCUCUUUUCCAUUAUUUCAUAAAAUAAAAUACUUAUGUUGGUUUUCACCCUCUCACUAUGGGAGGGCAGCGUUUUGCCUUUCAUGAUAACAAUGAAGCACCUUUUUCAUUUAUUAGAGUGUUGGAGAGAGUUGUUUGCUUAUUGUCGCCAAAGUCAUGAUUUUUGUUUUUCCUCUUUAUGAACUUUUGCACGGAGAAUGUGUAUAUAAGGUACUUUGUUCACAUUUGUUGUGCCAUACAGUUAUUUUUCUUUUGUUGUUUGUUAUUGCUCUUACUAUUGGGGUGUCUGGAUUUUUAAAUGGCUUGUUAAAGUUUGAAGGAGUAGCCUUGAAAUUUGUUCUGGUUGUGGAAAUGGUCUUUAUAAUGACAGUGAUUUGGUUUGCAGAUAUCACAGACACUUUGACUGAUUGUCAGAAAGCGCUUGAAUCAUUUUGAGAGUAGUUAAUUUACGGUUUGAUUUCUUUUUAUGUAGUAUAAUAUAAGCAAAGUAUAUGGGUUGAAUAUUAAAAAAAUGGACACUUUGUUGUCAAAAGCAUUUGCUUUUUCCUCAGGAUCUUUAGAUUUACUAGUGGGAAUUAUUGCACUGUUGGAUGUUUGUUUGUUUUUAAAGCAUUUUUGGUUUGUUUUAAGUUUUUUGUUUUCUGUUUUUCAUUAUGUACUUUUCCCUGUUGCCUUAAAUUUGAAUACAUCCUCAUGUGCUUUAACAUUAUGUGCUCUCAGAUUUGAUCUCGGUUAAUGUGUUGCAUUGUGGUUCAGUUUUUCUUUGUUUUGUCACCUGAUCAAAAUAUACAUCUCCUUGGACAGUAGCCAAAGACCACAUGGACGUCCUUCAUUGUGCCCUCCAUGAAGAGCUCAUGUGUAUUGCUUCAUGCCACACAAACUGCUGAGUUGUCGCAGGAUGUAGUUCCUUGGAUAAUGUUAGACAUGUCUCUGUUGAACUACCAGUCCCCCUUUAACUCUCCUCCCUGUGAACUUAGCAGAACACGGGAACUGGUGAAAUGAUAGCAGAAUGGUUACCCCCAUUGUCCUAGAGAGGCUUCUGAACUGAGAACUGCAAAUUGAUGCGGUUUCUUUUUAAUAAAUGUGCUAUUUUAUCUAACUGGCCUAACUUUUUGUUUUUUUUAUAGAACAUUUGCCUUUACAAUCACUGUCACACUUAACAGUCAAUGUACAAUUAUUUAAUUUUAAAGCCACUUUUUGUAUUGUAUUGUAUUGUUACUCGUCUGCCACAAUAAUGUAAUGUAUUUGAAUGAUCAGAAUUAUUAUAUUUACUUAGGGUUCUGAUGGUCAUGGAAAACCUAGAAAUAACAGAUAUUUGCACCCUGGUGUAAAUAGUGGCAGAUACUAUUUGCACCGCUAAUUAAAUACUAUCAAACAGUGUAUGAGCAUCACUGCAGCAUGUUUUUGUGUUUAUUUUGUGUCCCACAGACACACUACAUC